AUGCCCUCGAUAAACAUCCCGGCUACCGACCUGGUAGCGGACUCCAAUAUUUUUGGCGGCAAUGCCGCCGCCCGGACUAGACGCACACAGCCCAUUGUAUACUCGGGCAGCCUCGACCAGUACAAACAGGCCGACGUUACACCUGUGAUUGGCACGGAAUUCGAGGGCCUGCAGGUUCGAGACUUGCUCAAGGCUGAAGACCACGUUAUAAGAGACCUUGCCGUGACGAUAUCACGCAGGGGUGUCGUGUUCCUCAGGGAGCAAGAUGUCACACCAACAGAGAUGAAGGACUUUAUGCUGAGGUUGACGGACCUGGCAGGUUGCCCCGAAUCAUCAGGUCUGCACGUCCACCCCCUGACGGAGGAGGGCUCAGAGCUGGGCGACCAGAUCUCGGUCAUCUCGUCCGAGAAGCAAAAGAAGGGCGGCGGCCUGACCCACAUGCUCUCCGACGUGUCGCGCCUGGCAUCGGCCGCCUGGCACACCGACAUCUCGUUUGAGCCCGUGCCGUCCGACUACGCCAUGCUCAAGAUCCACACCCUGCCCCCGACCGGAGGCGACACCCUCUGGGCCUCGGGCUACGAGAUCUAUGACCGCCUCAGCCCUGCCAUGCAAAAGAUGCUCGAGGGCCUGACGGCCACCCACGACGCCACCUUCUUCCUCGACGAGGCCGAGAGGCUGGGCAACCCUCUGCGUGAGGGCAUCAGGGGCAGCCCCCUGAAUCAAGGCAAGGGCCUCAAGGCCGUGCACCCUGUCAUUAGGACUAAUCCCGUCACUGGGUGGAAGUCCGUCUAUGUCAACCGUGGUUUCACCAAGCGCAUCAACGGCGUGACCCGCGAUGAGUCCGACCUCCUCCUCCCUUACCUCUUCAACCUGGUCACGCAGAACCACGAUGCCCAGGUGCGCUUCAAGUGGCGCAAGAAUGACCUGGCCAUCUGGGACAACCGAAGCACGUGGCACUGCGCCACAUAUGAUUAUGACGACGCCCGUGCUGGAGACCGUGUCGCAUCGUUGGGCGAGGCGCCAUACUUGGACCUGACGAGUUCCGGCCGGAGGGAGGCGUUGUUGAGAGAGGAAACCGAGGGCAAGAGGGGAGAGAAGAGAAAGGCAGUGCCUUGA
This is a messenger RNA of Pyricularia oryzae 70-15, 1116 nucleotides long. Its product is annotated as alpha-ketoglutarate-dependent taurine dioxygenase. NCBI's taxonomy places the organism in Eukaryota, Fungi, Ascomycota, Sordariomycetes, Magnaporthales, Pyriculariaceae. The record is from RefSeq and is a predicted model, not a curated record. Gene Ontology annotation, molecular function: 2-oxoglutarate-dependent dioxygenase activity. Gene Ontology annotation, cellular component: cytoplasm. The coding region runs from base 1 to 1116 and encodes 371 amino acids. The transcript has 4 exons.